AUGAAGCUCCUUCCUCUUCUUUUUGCCACUGCUUUGGCUCAAUUGACCCUAAAAAACGACAAUGUGGUGUACGAUUCCAACCCACCUUCCCUCUCGGAGAUGUGGGAUGGACUCUGGCCAUUCCAGGGUAUCAAUACUUUUGCCCAUUUGGACCAUAAAGUUUGUUUGACUCAACCCGAUGAAAUUUACGAUUUUGCCAUAAUUGGUGUUCCAUUCGAUACGGCAGUGCUGUAUCGCCCAGGAGCCAGAUUCGGUCCCAGGGCCAUUCGGGCUGCUGCUCAGCGCCAAACCUCUCUUCGUGGCUACAAUCAACGAGCCAAUUUCAAUCCUUAUACUUCAUGGGCCAAAGUACUUGAUUGUGGAGAUAUUCCAGUUACACCCAUGGAUAACCACCUUGCAUUCAAGCAGAUGGACCUAGCAUUCGAAGAGUUGAUUCUCCGUCGAAACUCGAGCUCCAAAGCUCCCCCUCGUUACAUAGCUUUGGGAGGAGAUCACUCUGUGCUCUUGCCACAUUUAAGAGCACUUAAAAAGGCAUAUGGUCCUCUUAAUGUGAUCCACUUUGAUGCCCACCUUGAUACGUGGUCGCCAGACAAGUAUCCUUCGUUCUGGCAUUCGGACCAGUCGGAAAUAACCCAUGGUUCCAUGCUCUGGACUGCGUUCGAAGAAGGUCUCACCACCAACACAAACAUCCAUGCUGGAUUGCGGACCAAACUUUCCGGACUUGAAGACUACGAGGACGACGACAAGCAGAACUUUGUCAGGAUCUACGCAGACGACAUUUGGAUUGACGGGGUCCAGUCGGUUAUCGCCAAAAUCAAUGCCACCAUUCCGGCCGAUACUCCCACCUAUAUAUCUGUUGAUAUCGAUGUGCUUGAUCCAGGAUUUGGUAGUGGUACCGGUACCCAGGAGCCUGGCGGAUGGUUACCCCGUGAGCUCAUCUAUGUGUUGAGACACAUCGACCAUCUUACCAUAGUUGGCGGAGAUGUGGUUGAGGUUUCUCCAGCUUUUGAUAAUGCUGAAAUAACUGCUACCAAUGGCGCUCAAGUAGCGUACGAGCUCUUGACGUCCAUGGUCAAGAAAGGAAGAGUGGAUCUGCUCGUGCAGAGAGAAGAAGCUACACCAAUCAUCAAGUCGUCCGAGGUGGAACUAACUCUUGAAGAACGUCUCACUUCGGAAAUCAGACAACUCAAGAACAUGCAAGCAUUGUUUAACUAG
Molecule: messenger RNA, 1215 nt
Organism: Meyerozyma guilliermondii ATCC 6260
Lineage: Eukaryota; Fungi; Ascomycota; Pichiomycetes; Serinales; Debaryomycetaceae
Exons: 1
Coding region: 1-1215 (404 amino acids)
Molecular function (GO): metal ion binding; agmatinase activity
Source: RefSeq, a predicted model, not a curated record